CCGGUACAAGAACCGACAAUCUCGUCGCCUGGGCACUUUGCGAUCCUCGUCGCUUCAAAUUUUCCAUCAUUCUAGUGUCCUCUUUCAUUGACGUUCCUCUACCAGAAUGCGCGGCUUCAACAUUUUCGCCUCCUCGGCGGUACCACUACUGGUAGCAGCACAGUGCCCAGAUUAUUCCGACUAUUCGAAGGAAGUUCACGAGCCUCUCAGCUCUGGGAAGAAUCAGCUCGCAUACCAGCGCCCGUCUCCAGAAUGCCGAACUUUCACAUCGCAAGGCGUCGAGGACUUGAUCACUCGCAUGGAAGGCGUGAUUAAAGACCCGGAUCUCUACCGCCUCUUUCAAAACGCAUAUCCGAACACGCUCGACACGGCGAUAAAAUGGAAAGGAUAUGCAGCAGACAACGCAGAAGAGGAGCUCACAUUCGUCAUCACGGGAGACAUCAACGCGAUGUGGUUGCGCGACUCUGCGAAUCAGAUGCAGAGCUACCUCCCUCUGCUGAACGCGAGCAGUGAUUCGAAUUCGCUUGCGAGCCUCUACAGAGGAGUAAUAAACCUCCAAGCACGGUACUUACUUACGUCGCCUUAUUGCAACUCUUUCCAACCUCCGUUUGAGAGUGGCAUCGACCUCGGGAACAACACGAGCGCAAGCCAGGACACAGUGAAGCCGCCAUACUCAGACAUAUCUGUUUUCGAAUGCAAGUAUGAGCUUGAUUCGCUUGCAGCUUUCCUGGAGGUCUCCGCCAACUACUACAAUGCGACCGGCGAUUUAGACUUCUUUGGCAAAUUCAGAUGGAUCGACGCGGUUGAGGCGAUCCUUCAAGUGGCGAACGACAUGAUGACGCCGACGUAUGCGGACAAUGGCGCAGUCUUGGAUAGCCCCUACAUGUUCACGCGUCUGACCACUCGGUCGACGGAGACUCUCGCAAAUGACGGCCUGGGAAACCCAGUCGCGGGCGGCACAGGGCUCAUCAGGAGUGCCUUCCGUCCCAGCGACGACUCAACCAUCUACCAGCUCUACAUUCCAGCCAACAUGAUGUUCAGCGCCUAUCUUUCCUCAACUGCAGACAUAAUGAGCAAGCUCAGCAACGGCAAGGCCGCCUCGCUCGCCCAGAAAAUGUCCGACCUCUCCUCGUCCCUUCGCGACGCCAUCGAAACCCAUGGGACGGUAAACCACCCCAAGUACGGCAAGGUCUACGCUUUUGAAAUCGAUGGCUUCGGCUCAACCACCAUCAUGGACGACGCAAACAUCCCCGGCCUCCUCUCCGCUCCCUUCUUCACCUACCCCGUCGACGAAGGAACCUACCAAAACACCCGCGACCUCAUCCUCAGCGCCUCCAAUCCCUACUUCAUGCGCGGUCCCGUGAUCAGCGCGGUUGGCGGGCCACACCAGGGACCGGGGAUGGCGUGGCCAAUGGCGUCCAUCGUGCGCAUUCUAACGAGCGAUAACGAUGGCGAGAUCAGGGACGAGUUGGACCAGAUUCUAACGAGCACAGACGGGCUGGGAUUGAUCCAUGAGAGUAUUAAUAGCUUCAAUGAGAGCGAUUGGACGAGGCAGUGGUUUAGUUGGGCGAAUGGCCUGUUUGGGCAGAUGAUUUUGGACUUGGAGGAGAGGAAGCCAGAGAUUUUGGCGAUGAGCUUUCAGUGAGGUGGGGAAGAUGAUGGGGCAUACAUGCAAGGGCGAGAUGAUGAGGUGGUGUUAAUAUUCUACGGA
This is a messenger RNA of Trematosphaeria pertusa, 1711 nucleotides long. Its product is annotated as glycoside hydrolase family 125 protein. The record is from RefSeq and is a predicted model, not a curated record. Gene Ontology annotation, biological process: carbohydrate metabolic process. Bases 107 to 1645 code for a protein of 512 amino acids. The transcript has a single exon. NCBI's taxonomy places the organism in Eukaryota, Fungi, Ascomycota, Dothideomycetes, Pleosporales, Trematosphaeriaceae.